This is a messenger RNA of Coccomyxa subellipsoidea C-169, 1173 nucleotides long. RefSeq lists its product as hypothetical. Bases 1 to 1173 code for a protein of 390 amino acids. Gene Ontology annotation, biological process: regulation of DNA-templated transcription. Lineage: Eukaryota; Viridiplantae; Chlorophyta; Trebouxiophyceae; Coccomyxaceae. Gene Ontology annotation, molecular function: DNA-binding transcription factor activity. The record is from RefSeq and is a predicted model, not a curated record. The transcript is spliced from 9 exons.
AUGCUCCAGGCAUCUGACGGGGCUGAGGCCAGCCGGCAGGAGAGUGGAAGCAGCGGGGCUAGCGGGGAAGAGCCACACCUACGGAAUACACAUGAGCCAAAUGGCGCGCUUCGACAGAGGGGCAGCAACAGCGGGGAUGAAUGCGCCAAGGGCAUUGGUGUGCGCAAGAGCGGGCCAGACCGUGACAAGAAUCGCGCAGCUCAGAAGGCGUUCCGGCAGCGCAAGAGGGAGCAGGAGAAGGCCAAGGAGCUCCUGGUGGAGGAGUUGGAGGCGAAGCUCAAGGCGGUGCAGCUGGAGAAGGCACGGCUGGAGGUGCAGAACAGCCAGCUGGAGAGCGCACUCGUCGCGCGCAUGAAGCUGGCAGCGCAUCCCAAUGGCAACCGGGUUAUGGCGAUUGACAAGGGUGCCUCGGGCCGUGUCAUCACAGGUGGGCACGACUGGAAAUGCAAUCUGGACUGGGGUCCCACAGAUGUGCUUGUGUUGGAGCACGGGGAGCAGCAGCGGCUCACCCCAGAAACAGUGCAAGCGUUGGGGCUGCAGGGCAUUGCAGCUGUGUGGAAGGGCUACAUCAACAAAGUGGCGGCAUGCUUGUCUGGCGCUUGGAAAGACGAGGACGGCCCAGACGGUCGCAAAGUGCAGGUGCUGCUGUCAGAGGCGAUCUCAGUGUGCGCGUACAUGGCGCGCACCGCGCCCAAAAUUCUACUGCAAUUCGCCAGAUCCCGCCUGGAGGACAACCCCUUGGCACCUUCUGCACCCUCCGUGGCCCUCUGGAAGUCUUGCCUGAAAAACAUGCGGCUCAGCGUUGACCAGGUGGCGGAGCUGCUGCGGAGGCGACGGUCGUUCCUGAUGCAGCUCAAAGCGCUGCUGGAGGAGCGCACACGCAUCCAAGCAACCAUGAAGGAGCAGGAGAUGGAGGAUACGCCGGAGUCGGUGGCGCUGCGCUACUUCCAGCUGACGGAGGCCACCAAGCAGCUGCAGUCCAACGUCACCGCCCUCCACGACAGCAAGUGUCGCUUCUUCUCCUGCUGCUGGCGCGAGGUGCUCCGGCCGGUGCAGGGGGCGAAUCUGGUGGUGCAGGCGUUUCCUUUUGCGCCCGAUCUGCUGGCAGUCCUCUCCUGCCUGGGCGCGGAGGCCGGCGAGCCCUCGGCCCGGGAUCUCCUCCGCGCUUCCUGA